Phodopus roborovskii (desert hamster) is the source of this 503-nucleotide messenger RNA. RefSeq names its product 60S ribosomal protein L6-like. The record is from RefSeq and is a predicted model, not a curated record. Gene Ontology annotation, molecular function: RNA binding; structural constituent of ribosome. Gene Ontology annotation, biological process: cytoplasmic translation; ribosomal large subunit assembly. The coding region runs from base 69 to 503 and encodes 144 amino acids. NCBI's taxonomy places the organism in Eukaryota, Metazoa, Chordata, Mammalia, Rodentia, Cricetidae. Gene Ontology annotation, cellular component: ribosome; cytosolic large ribosomal subunit. The transcript has a single exon.
CUUGCUACUGUCACCAAACCAUUUGGUGGUGACAAGAAUGGUGGUACCUGGGUGGUUAAGCUUCGAAAAUGCCCCGGUAUUACCCUACUGAAGAUGUUCCCUGGAAGGUGCUGAGCCAUGACAAAAAGCCCUUCAGUCAGCAUGUGAGAAAGCUUCGUGCCAGCAUCGCUCCCAGGACAGUCCUGAUCAUCCUCACCGGGCGCCACAGAGGCAAGAGCAUGAUGGUUUUCCUGAAGCAGCUGGGCAGCGGCUUGCUACUUGUGAUGGGACCUCUUGCACACAACAGAGUUCCUCUGCGAAGAACACACCAGAAAUUUGUCAUCGCGAUCUCUACAAAAGUUGAUAUCAGCAAAGUUAAUAUCCCCAAACACCUGACUGAUGCUUACUUCAAGAAGAAACAGUUGUGUAAGCCCAGGCACCAGGAGGGUGAGAUCUUCAACACUGAGAAGGAGAAAUACGAGAUUACAGAGCAGUGCAAGGCCGAUCAGAAAACCGUGGACUAG